Naegleria lovaniensis is the source of this 1989-nucleotide messenger RNA. RefSeq lists its product as uncharacterized. The transcript has a single exon. Lineage: Eukaryota; Heterolobosea; Eutetramitea; Acrasida; Naegleriidae. Bases 1 to 1989 code for a protein of 662 amino acids. The record is from RefSeq and is a predicted model, not a curated record. Gene Ontology annotation, molecular function: protein binding.
AUGAAGGUUUCUUUGGGGAAGAUACAACAACGGAAAGAUGAAGCUACGUUUGAGAAUGGCUUCUCUUUGGGUGCUUCCUCCUCAUCGUCGUCGUUUACAAGAAACAAAUUUCUUCCAAGAUCCAUACCUAGCAAUUAUGAUUUUGAAGAGCAUGAACAGAAAAAAAGGAAUUCUUUGAAACCACUUGUUGGAUCUUUGAACCCAAACGAACAACAAUCGAGUAACUUUCAAAUAAUGAGGAAAUCGUCAAACUUUGAAGCCAACAACAUCUCUUCAACACCAAAGAAAAGCAAAAAAAUAGCGUUCUACAAUGAUGGCAAGUUAGUGAGCGGCAAAUCAAGAACCAGCAGCCAAGAAUCCAAUUCAUCAUUGGAGGAUGAUGAACGUAAUUCAUCUUCAUUUUCAUCUUCGGAAGAUGAUGACGAAUUUAUUAGAGCUCAGGAACAAGCACGUGUCGAGUACAGAGGAACUGACGAGGAGGACUUAAAACCAACACCAAGUAUGUCCCUUCCGUUGGGACUCAAUUUAAACGAAAAUAGUUGCUUUGAAUUUCCGACAAGUUUUGAUGAACUGGCUUUGGAUCCCAACUUGAUGGCUCUUGAAGAGUACCUGUCCGAAGCAAAAUUGCGAGCAGCUACUGGCGAGAACAAUCUUCACAAUGUUAAACAUCUUGAAAUUAUUGUAAAUACAACUAAUAAUUCGUUGGGAGAUAUUGGUGGCAAGCUUUGCAAUUUGGAGGAAUUAAAACUAAAUGGAAGUACAAUUCCAUCAAUUAGAGAUUUAGGAACCAGCCUCAAGAACAUUAGAAUUUUAUGGCUGUCUAGGUGUGGGAUCAAAGAAUUAGACGGCAUUUCUACAUUUUCAAAACUUCGAGAACUUUAUUUGUCUUACAACGACAUUGAUGACAUUUCUGAUCUUGCAGGAAUGGAAGAAUUAGAGAUUUUAGAUUUAGAAGGAAAUAACAUUGACGAUGAGUCACAACUUGUUUAUCUUCAAGAUUGUCGACGACUUACAAGUUUAACGCUCUCAGGAAAUCCAAUGUUGGUAAAACUAAGUGGGAAGUAUAGAUCUUCUGUGCGAGAGACUCUACCCACACUUGAAUACCUUGACGAUCUAUCUUUGGCAUCAUCUGAUGACUCUGUAGGGCGUGGAGUUAGUCCAAUCAAAAAAGAAGAGGCCAUACCUUCGUUAGAAGAUUUGGAAAAUGAAUUUGAAAUGCUCAAAAAAUCCAUCAAACUCACCAAAGUCGAAUCUCUAGAUGAAGGCCUUAGUGAGAAUCCAUUAAUUUUGACAAUAAGCACUAGACUUUACAAUCCUGCUGAUAAUAACAUGAUACGAAAUAUUACUGCAACUACACCAAGGCUAGACGGAGGACGUCCACAAUCAGCUUCUUUCUUUCGCCGUCCUUCUACAUCUUCAUCUCUAGCAAGGAGCAUGACGAGAAGCAGAAUGGGAAUGAGACCAACCACCUCUCAGGGCCGCCCUAUCACGGCCAUGUCACUUUCUCAAUCACGACCAAUGACUGCUUCUUCUAUGAUGCUGAACAGACCAAUGACUGCUUCUUCGGAAAAACAAAACAUUCCAACAACCAUUUUACAAUCUAAGAAAGAUGAAAAUGAAGACGCAAGCAGCCACCUUACAUUCAAAGCAACAGAUGUGUUUUGUGGAAAUAUAGCCAAAGGGUUGAAGAAGAAAAAGAAAGAGGAACCCUUGUUCUUGGCUCAUGCAGGACCUGUGGAGCUUGACAUUUUGGCAGAAGUUCAAAAGCAUAAGCUCAAUACUUUAGACGAACCCAACGAAGAGUUGGAAGAGUUUUUAAACGAAGUAUACGAUGGCUUGGAAGUAUUAGAAACACCAUUUGACGACGAACGACCAAGUAAAAUGGUAUCACAACAAGAUAAAAAGAAAAAGCCAAAGGCAGAAUUGCGUGCACAGUAUGAUGACAUUGAUGAAGACAACCAAAGCAAAGGAAGAAGAAACAAAAGGUGA